This is a messenger RNA of Owenia fusiformis, 589 nucleotides long. NCBI's taxonomy places the organism in Eukaryota, Metazoa, Annelida, Polychaeta, Sabellida, Oweniidae. The record is from the annotation of a GenBank genome assembly.
GUUUACUGACAAACAUUGCAAAUAGCAUUAACAUAACUACAUGCACUUCCUCAAGAAUUCAAUCAUAUAACACAAGUUUGUAUAAAGGUGCUAAGAAUUUACAUAGAUUUAAUUUUUGGGGAUAUUUCCUGAUCAAUUCAUACAGAAAACACUAGGAAAAAAACGUGUGGCACAAACGAAAGCCCGAGGAAGAAUCUUUUGAGCACGUAAUAGGAAUUAUGAUCCCAGUGGUUGAUUUCAGUGGCUAUUCAUUAAAGGGUGGUCAUCCAACACCUAGUGAAGCUGAACUGGCCCCAUUAGCAGAUGAGAUCCACAAAGCAUUCAUACAAGUUGGAUUAUUUUACAUGAAAAAUCAUGGACUUGAUAUUUCACAGGUUGUUGAAGAAUAUAUGGAGAUGGCUAAGAGAUUCUUUGACCUUCCACUUGAUAUUAAAAAGAAGUAUGAACUUGAACAAGGAACCAGCUAUAUGUACCAGGGGUACCACUUACAUGAACAUUGUGACCACGAAGGGUCAGCUGAUGAUCUGAAGGAAGCCUUCAAUGCCUAUCCAACCUGGGAAGGGGAAUGGCCUGAUGAAUAUGUACCAGG